Molecule: messenger RNA, 1173 nt
Organism: Kalmanozyma brasiliensis GHG001
Lineage: Eukaryota; Fungi; Basidiomycota; Ustilaginomycetes; Ustilaginales
Product: NAD(P)-binding domain protein
Exons: 1
Coding region: 1-1173 (390 amino acids)
Source: RefSeq, a predicted model, not a curated record
AUGUCGUCGCCCCAGCACUACCUCGUCUUUGGAGCCAACGGCGUUUCCGGCUUGGCCGCACUCCGUGCCCUCGUCGAGCAGCCCAAGGAGAAGGUGGGCGCGAUCCUCGCCGUUUCCCGCCGUCCCCCUCAGAUCGACUACAAGGACUCGCGCAUCAAGUUCAUCUCGAUCGACAUCCUUAACGCUUCCGUCGACGAGAUCACCGAGCGACUCAAAGCCGAAGGUGGCGACAAAGUCAAUGUCGCCCUGCACUACACCUACAUCGAGAAGAAGGACCCGCAGGAGCUGCUCGACAUCAACCACGAGCUGCUCAUCAAGGCGCUCGACAGCACCUCUUCCGCGACCGGCAAGAACCUCCGUCACUUCCACCUGCAGACGGGCUACAAGUGGUACUCGCUGCACCUUGCCAACAAGGAGCUUGCCUCGCCGGUGCCCUACCAGGAAGACGCGCCGCGCGGACCCACCGACCCGCCCAACUUCUACUACGACCAAGUGGACACGCUCGUCGCCCACGCCAAGAAGCACGGCUACGCAUGGUCCGAGACGCGCCCCAACACCAUCAUCGGCGCGGCCAAGGGCAACUUUAUGAACCAGGCCGUCUCCACCAGUCUCUACCUCGCGCUCGAAAAGGGUAAAGGCAAGACCGAAGUCCAGUAUCCAGGCAACAACCUCAACUGGGACCAGAUCUUUGUCUCGCAGAGCACGGCGAUCAACAAUGCGCGUUUCCAGGUGUUCCUCACCGACGCGAAGAAUGCGGCCAAGUGCGAGAACCAGUCGUUCAACAUCGAGGAUGGCGAUCGACGUACGCUGGGUCGGAUCUGGCAGGACCUGGGCAAGGAGCUGGGCCUCAAGGUGUUGCCUCCCACGCUGACGGCCAAGUACAACGACAAGCCACCCCAGCUGAGUCUCAGUCUGAACGAGUGGAGCAAGCGACCCGAGAACGUUGAGGCGUGGAAGAAGCUGACCAGCGAGGAGGGCGGCGAUCCAAAGGCCUUUGCCGACCACGCGACUUUUGCAUUUGCCGACUUUACCCUCGGCGCGACGUUCGACCAGCAGGGCAGCUUGGACAAGGCCAGAGCAGCCGGCUGGGAUGUCGUGUGCGAUACCGUCAAGGAUGGAUACCUCGACACCUACCGGUACCUGCAGGAGAUCGGUACGCUGCCCAAGGUUUGA